Cyphellophora europaea CBS 101466 is the source of this 1680-nucleotide messenger RNA. RefSeq lists its product as uncharacterized. The transcript is spliced from 4 exons. NCBI's taxonomy places the organism in Eukaryota, Fungi, Ascomycota, Eurotiomycetes, Chaetothyriales, Cyphellophoraceae. The coding region runs from base 1 to 1680 and encodes 559 amino acids. The record is from RefSeq and is a predicted model, not a curated record.
AUGGCGUCCAGUGAAAAAGGAUGGUCGCUGGUGGCUGCAGAGAAGCGUUUCGCAAUCCUACAGUCACUUCCAGCUGAAUGGAAAGUCGUGUUGGAAGAUCGCUCCAGCUUGAAAGAUGUUACAGGGCCGUAUAUCGAGAAGUUUCUCGAUGUCGAAGAAAUACUCAUCACAAACUCAGAUGCGGUCACGAUUUUAGAGAAUGUGGCGAACGCGACAUGGACUGCGCGACAAGUCACGAAAGCGUUUUGUCACCGAGCCGCGCUGGCUCAUCAAAUGACAAACUGUCUCCAUGAGAUGUGCUGGGAAAGUGCUAUGGCCGAAGCAGAAAGGCUCGAUAACUAUUUCGAACGCCACAAGACGACAGUAGGUCCGUUGCACGGGCUUCCAAUCAGCAUGAAAGAUCAGUUUCAUAUCAAAGGAACUGAGUCCACACUAGGCUACGUUGGCUGGAUCGGCACAUUCGAAGGAAAGCGUCAGACGGAAACGAGUCAAUCCUUCGAAAGUUUUAUUGUGCAGAUCUUAAGAAGCUAUGGGGCAAUUUUCUUUUGCAAAACAAGUGUUACCCAGGCAUUAAUGUCAGGCGAAACGGCAAACAAUAUCAUCGGCUAUACGUUCAACCCGAAGAACCGGAAUCUGAGCGCUGGCGGUAGUUCCGGCGGAGAAGGAGCGCUAAUGGCACUUCGAGGUAGUCCUGUCGGCUUUGGCAGUGAUAUCGGAGGCUCAAUUCGUGUGCCUGCCGCGUUCAAUGGUUUGUAUGGGAUCCGGCCUUCGGUUGGUCGGCUUCCCUAUCGUGGUGUGCCGAUAAGUAUGGAUGGGCAAGAAUCUAUUCCGUGCGUUAUUGGUCCAAUGGCGACAACCAUACGAUCGCUCAAGUUGAUGUUCCAGACCGUGUUACGGAGUGAACCUUGGUCUGGCGAUCCAAUGGUGCUGGAACUCCCAUGGCGUCAGCAGCACGAGCACCAGACAUGGGCAGCAUGCCACAGCCAGAGUUCUGCCUCGAAUCUCACAAUCGGCAUCUUUCGCCAUGACGGCGUAGUCGGUGUGGACCCCCCGGUACAACGUGCACUGGAUAUGAUGGAAAGUGCUCUCCGUCGCGAAGGACAUAACUACGAGACUUGGAUGUUCGAUGGCGGCCAGGAUAUCCAUCAUAAUCUUGGUAUAUCCGGCGAGCCCAUUGUUCCGCAACUAGAAAUGGCCUUUGGUUCGACCCCUGGAACGCAGAAGAAUGCCUCUGAGAUUGCGGCUAUCAAUGUGAAGCUGCGAGAAUAUAGGACACGAUACUUUGAUUACUGGAACAGCACUUCCAAUCUAAGUCCUAGCGGUCGACCGGCCGACGCUUUUAUCUCUGCCAUUGCUCCAUUUGCGGCACCACUGCCGCAGCAGUACACACACAACGCGUAUUCAACAACAAUCAACGUGCUGGAUUACACCGCGACAGUGCUGCCUGUAACAACCGUCGAUCAAGAAAUUGAUGUGAUCGAUACUCAGUACCAGCCACUGACUAAAAAGGAUCGGUUACGCCACGAGAAUUAUGACCCAGAGCUUUACCAUGGCGCUCAUGUUGGUCUACAGAUUGUGACACAGAGGCUACAGGAGGAAAAAGCUGUAGUCUUGACGGAAUACCUGGACAGCCUAUUGAAAGGUGAUUAUUCUACAGCGAUGGGUGACCAGGCGGCGUAG